AUUUACUGUCACUGUCAUGCUGUGCAAUGCUAAAAUUUGCUUUAGAAAACGCACUACAUUUUUAAUUUAAAUUUAAGUUUUUUAUGUCUAACUCAUGUGUUUGUUAAUAGUCUUGAGUUAAAAAUAACAAUUUAGAACAAACUUUCACAAUUAAUAUUGAUAGUUCAGUGUAGAAAUGAAGUUGUACAAGCAAAAACUUUUAUCAGAUACACAGUUGAAAAAGUUAGGAGAACACAAGUAUUCUUGCCAAAGUGUUAGUUUUUUAGAUAAAUUAUUACAGCCCUAUUGGUGUUGGUUAGUGUUGAAAGUGCCCAUAUGGUUAGCACCUAAUUUAAUUACUGUCCUAGGGCUGUGUGUCAACAUAUUUACAUCUUUAUUAUUGAUAUGGUAUUCACCUGAUGCCAAAGCUGAAGCUCCUAGAUGGGUUUGUGCCUUGUGUGCUCUAGGAUUAUUUAUUUAUCAGAGUUUAGAUGCCAUAGACGGAAAACAAGCCAGAAGAACAAACUCUUCAAAUCCACUUGGCGAACUUUUUGACCAUGGGUGUGACUCAAUUUCUACAGUAUUUGUUGCUCUUUCUGCAUGCACAGCGGUUCAGUUAGGAUAUUAUCCGGGAUGGAUGUUCUUUCAGUGCUUUUGCGCCAUGACACUCUUUUAUUGUGCCCAUUGGCAGACGUACGUCUCUGGAACGUUACGGUUUGGAAAAGUGGAUGUUACUGAAGCACAAUUCACCAUUAUAGGUAUCCUCUUAAUAUCCUCGAUAUUCGGCCCCACCGUGUGGUCCACAAAGGUAACACUUUUAGGAAUAGACAUUUUUAUGGCCCAUGCGAUGAGUACUGCAUUCUAUUUAGGCUAUUUGCAAGUAUUUUUAUCGUUUAUCGAAAGAUUAAAAAUCGGAGGAAUUGGAAAGAAUGGAUCCACGAUUGCUGGAACCAGUGUUCUAUCCCCCGUGAUACCAUUUUCCAUGGUGUUGGUACCUGCAUUCAUAAUUUAUAAGAAGUCCACACAAGAGAUUUACCAAAACCAUCCAGCGUUAUAUAUUUUGGCGUUCGGUCUCGUUGCUGCCAAAGUUACAAACCGAUUAGUAGUAGCUCAUAUGACUAAAAGCGAGAUGGACUAUAUGGAUUGGUCUCUGAUGGGACCCGCAAUGCUGUUUUUAAAUCAAUACUUCAAUACUUUUAUAAACGAAUACUAUGUGCUGUGGCUAUGCCUGAUAUGGGUGGCAAUCGAUCUCCUCAGAUACUGCUCUCAAAUCUGCCACGAAAUUUGCGACUCACUUCAUUUAGAACUGUUCAAGAUACCGUACCCUGGAGGUCCUAUGAGGUCAUAUGUUUCUAGUAGCGCAUCAGUAGAAAAAAAUGAGUUCCAGGACGUUGCUAUUUUUUUAGGGCACAACGAAAAGAGAUUCGAAUCUGACGACGAAGACAUUAGGCCUUUGCUGAAGGAUGAAGAGGAGGUGUAGAAAUUGCCAUUAUUUAAAAACAAUGUAUUUAUUUAUUUUAAUGUUCAACAAAGUCUAAGUGAUUAGGUUCUGAAAGGUGCAACUUCAUUAUUCCAGUAUUAUUUGGAUCUUUAGUUAUUCUGAAUUUAAUUUAUAAUGCGCCGUUUGUAAGAUAUAUAACUACUUUUAUUUGUGGUAUGGUGGUAAUGACUAUAGCAAUGAAAAAUACAUCAAAUAUCUAAUUUGACUUUCUAAGACAAGAAAGAAAAAAAGUCAAACCAAGAUACGAGACGAAUGGGAGGUGUAGCAAAUUUUUUUAAUACUGAAAAAAGUAUAUCUAUGAUGUUAUUUAUACAGUGAGCACGUAAAGGUUGGAAUAAAUUCAUUUUCUCGAGAAUGGACGAUUUUGGAAAAAAAUCCCGAAACAGGUAAAUUUUUAUUUUUAAAUUACGACUUUUUGGCAUAUAUAUCAUACUAGUGACGUCACCCAUUUGGGCGUGAUGACGUCAUCGAUGAUUUUUUUAAAUGAGAAUAGGGGUCGUGUGACAGCUCAUUUGAAAGGUAAUUCAAUUCUAUAUUCAGUAGUAUAAACAUUUACAUAAUUAUUUAUACAGGGUGUCGAAAAAAAUUUUUUUUAACAAAAUUUAUUGACAUAAAAAGAAGAAUAUGUAUAAUUUGUUUAAUUCAAAAUACAUUUUACUACUCUCAGAAAACAAAAAAAAAAAUGUUAAUUUGAAAAAACUUGUCGCUUUUCGCUUAAAUUAAAUGCUCAAAUUGUCAAUAGGCAGGUGGGUGGCUGCUUUAAUAUUGAAUUUGCAAAAAACAAUAUUUGUAUUUAACAAAUAAACAUUUUUUCCUGUUUUCUGAUAGCAGUAAAAUGUGUUUUGAAUUAAAUAAAUUACACAGAUUCUUCUUUUUAUGUCAAUAAAUUUAAUCCAAAAAAUAUUUUUUUGGACACCCUGUAUAAAUAUUAUGUUAAUGUUUAUAUUAACAUAAUAAUAGAGAAUUAAAUUACCUUUCAAAUGAGUUAUGACACGACCCCUAUUCUCAUUUAAAAAAAUCAUCGAUGACGUCAUCACGCCCAAAUGGGUUACGUCACUAGUAUGAUAUAUAAUAUGCCAAAAAGUCGUAAUUUAAAAAUAAAAAUCGACCUGUUUCGGGAUUUUUUUUCAAAAUUGUCCAUUCUCGAGAAAAUGAAUUUAUUCCAACCUUUACGUGCUCACUGUAUAAACAGGCAUACUUAGCAAUACAAACAACGAAUAUAUAUUGUAGUUUUAUUUUAGAUAUUAUUAUAUUCUAUAAAAAAACUCUAGAAGUGUCUUUCUUUGAAAAUUUUUAGAUUAAAAAAGUUGAAAGAACGUUAUAUUUGUAUAUUUGGAUGAGCAUGACUUUAGAUCGAAAUUGAUAUACAAUAAAAUCUGUCACAUCCGGAUCAAUGUGGCGACAGACCGAUCCGGAUAUGAAAAAAUCCGGAUAUCAACUGGAUAUAUGAAAAUAUCGGGAUAUAUCCGCUUUUUUUAGAGUCUCUGUAACGUUUUCUCCUUCAUCCAUUCCAGCAAUCAACGCCAUCAAUAACUUUCAUCGAUUGACACGUUUUAUAGAUUCUAUAACAGUUUGGUCCAUAGGCUGACAUAGGGAUGUAACAUUUGGGUGCAAAAAGAUACUUUACUUCGCCAUCUGUUUGUUCUUUUCUUCUGGAUCGGGAUGAGAUGGUGCGUUGUCCAAUAGCAGGACUGCCUUUCUCGGAAGAUCCGGAUAUGGGGAGGUCCGGAUGGGACAGGUUAUAUUGUACUACUCAAUUGACUCUAGGUAUAUGAUUCUAAUUUUAAAACCGAUUUAUAAUUAAAAAAUAUCCUUUAUAAAAGGUAUAUUUAUAAAAGAACCCUUUCGGGAUACAUCACAGAACAUUUUCGGAAUGAAAAUUCUACCUUCAGUACUGCUACAAGGUACAACAAAUUAUUUUUUACAACAGUUAACUAAUUAGUUUAAAGAUUGCAACAUUAACGUUCGUUGUCAGUUCAUUUAACGUUCUUAAAUUUAUUUUAUUAUGUAUUUAUUAUAUAUAUUUAUAUUUAUUUAUGUAUUAUCAACUUUCAUAGUUGCACUUUUCAGAAUAUAGCUAUUCUAAAUGGUAAUUUAGGGCAGUAUUUUUAUAUGAAUGUUAAGAGGCUAUUCUCGAAUAAUUGACUGUACUGAUAUAUAGUCAAGAUUAUAUUAAAUUUAUAAAAUGUCAAUUUUCACAUCAGCCACCUAAUGAUUUAUUUAAUAAACAUGUUACGCAUUUCUACAAAA
Molecule: messenger RNA, 3730 nt
Organism: Diabrotica virgifera virgifera (western corn rootworm)
Lineage: Eukaryota; Metazoa; Arthropoda; Insecta; Coleoptera; Chrysomelidae
Gene: bbc
Product: choline/ethanolaminephosphotransferase 1
Exons: 8
Coding region: 176-1459 (427 amino acids)
Biological process (GO): phosphatidylethanolamine biosynthetic process
Cellular component (GO): Golgi apparatus; endoplasmic reticulum membrane
Molecular function (GO): ethanolaminephosphotransferase activity; diacylglycerol cholinephosphotransferase activity
Source: RefSeq, a predicted model, not a curated record